CAUUUCCGGAAAAUUUCCUCACAUUGGUAGCUACUUGCCAGCAGUUAAGUUAUAAUUCUAUUCAAUACUUUUUGAUAAACAUAUUUCAUCAAUCUUAAAUUAAUAAUUGCUAGUUUGCAGGAAUGUUGAGUAACGAGGCUUUUCAGAGACAAUUAUCUACCAUUGUCGAGGUAUUAGUUGCAGCGUCAGUCGCGGAGAUGGGCAGACUCCUCAAUGAGUGCUCUGCUACUGUUAUGCCUCUAAAGUUGGUCCAGCAGAAUGAGGAAAGUAUUUUGCUGAAGAGUAGGCUUCAACGUGCUAACAAAAUCAAUACAAGACAAUUUUCAUCAUUCAUGGAGAUGUUGGGUAAAACAUUGUUGGAAAAAAUGGCAAUGUUAAUGAAUGUGAUCAUGGUCGAAAAGGAGAAGACUGCCACAGGCAUGAGCGCCCAGAGGCGUGUCAGUCGGGCAAGGGGGACAGAGGAAGGAGCACCAAGAGGAGACAGUCUUCAUUUCCACAACUACUGCACUGACCCCGUCUCUGAGAGUGCUCAUCAAGAGGAGGAUGACUUUAACCCCCAGACCUCACCUGCCUCAGACACACAAGACGACCAGAGAAACACGGAGCCAAACUCAGGCAGGAAUGGAGAAGAUGCCCAGUGUGGAGGGGAACCUACUGGAGGAGACAGUCUUCAUUUCCACAAUGACUGCACUGACCCCGUCUCUGAGAGUGCUCAUCAAGAGGAGGAUGACUUUAACCUCCAGACCUCACCUGCCUUAGAGACACAAGACAACCAGAGAAACACGGAGCCAAACUCAGGCAGGAAUGGAGAAGAUGCCCAGUGUGGAGGGGAACCUACUGGAGGUCAGAAGUAUCCUCCUCGAGGUGCACCUGGCCAGGUGGAGGAGAGGGGGGAGCGACGAGUUGCCUUCCGGGAUCGGAGGCAGAACGACAGUGAGGCUCCGCUAGGAUACUCAAUUGAAAGGCCUGUGGAUCAGGGUGAGCGUGCCGCAAGGGGCCGAGGUGGUGGCCGUGGAAGAGGAAUGCGCGGCAACAGCAACUUCAGAUCCACAGAUGGCUUUGACCAGAGAGGCAAAAGGGAGUUUGAGCGCCACAGUGGCAGCGAUAGAACUGGUGUCAGGCCAGAGGAGAAGCGAGGGGGCAGUGGUCCACGUAACUGGGGAUCCAUGAGGGACCACAUGAGUGCUGCCGCUGAUGGGGCUCCCACUGAGGGAGGGGAUGGAGAUGAGGUGGCGGAUUCCGCAGAGACUGGAGCAAAUCGUGCCCCGGAGACUGAAGGCGAGGGGGAAGCAGUGGUGGAGGUUUCCGUGGAGAUGUCUCUGGAUGAGUGGAAAGCCCUACAGGAACAGAACCGGCCCAAGAGGGAGUUCAACCUGCGCAAGGCUGAUACCAUUGUGCCUUCUGACUCUGUGGUCAUCCACAAGUCCAAGAAACAGGUUGAGGAGGGGGUUGAGGAGGAUGACGCUGCAGCCCUCCGUCGCCCUGCCAAUGACAUCACAGCCAAGUUGAAGAUUGACUUUGGCAGUCUGGGACGACCCUCACGGGGUACCAGAGGAGGAGGAAGAGGUGGACGAGGUGGCCCAGCCACACGGCCAGAGACCAUUUCUCCCCAGAAGCCUCCUGAGAAGGCCCGAUUCCAGCAGGGACAGGCCCCAAACCCUGACGACCCAGAAGACUUUCCUGCCCUUGCCUAAAGGAAGCGGACCAGCACUGGACCAGAGCCCAGUCUACAGGUGGCCCUUCACCUGUACUGUGCCUUAGUGGAUUUGGCUGCACUUCCCAAGAGGAGCAGGAAAUAAACUGGUCAUGCUCGUAUCUAUCCCAAAGGACUGUAUAUAUCAGAGUUCCUAUCUGCUCUCUGUAUAGUUCAGAUGAAUAGCCUUUCAUUGUAAUGGGAAAUAUGAAUACUUGACCUGUUUAUUAAAAAAAUAAAUACUGUUGACAUUGA
Salvelinus fontinalis (brook trout) is the source of this 1948-nucleotide messenger RNA. RefSeq names its product intracellular hyaluronan-binding protein 4-like. Gene Ontology annotation, cellular component: nucleus; cytoplasm. Gene Ontology annotation, molecular function: RNA binding. NCBI's taxonomy places the organism in Eukaryota, Metazoa, Chordata, Actinopteri, Salmoniformes, Salmonidae. Bases 123 to 1694 code for a protein of 523 amino acids. Gene Ontology annotation, biological process: positive regulation of RNA splicing; positive regulation of translational initiation. The transcript is spliced from 11 exons. The record is from RefSeq and is a predicted model, not a curated record.